AAAAUCUAAAUAAAAACAAGAACAACCGCAAUACUUAAAAAAAAAAAGCAAACAAACUUUAAUAAAAAUUGUAAAAUAUUAAAUAAAAAAAAAAACUACAAACAGGAGGCCUCGUGCUUUAAACCGAAGUGUUUCGUAUUUAAAGGAAGAAAUCGCACUUUCAGGACAGCGGAUUCUUUUUCUUUACCUCUUUUUUUCCUCCCAACUUUGACAUUCGGAGUCAGUCGUCGUUAUUGGAUCUGAAAUCACUUGAUAUUCUUCAUCAUAGAGAGAAAGAGAGGGGGAGAGGAGAGAGUUGGCGACAUAUUCAUUUGACAAGUCCGAGAUAUGAACACAGCGACCGGGAGUUAUCCGAUGGCUUCUCUCUACGUGGGCGACCUGCACCCGGACAUCACGGAGGCGAUGCUGUACGAGAAAUUCAGCCCCGCCGGACCCGUGCUCUCUAUCCGGGUGUGCAGGGACAUGAUCACCCGGCGAUCGCUCGGAUACGCGUACGUCAACUUCUCUCAGCCUGCCGACGCUGAGCGAGCGCUCGACACCAUGAACUUUGACGUGGUGAAAGGGAAACCGAUCAGAAUCAUGUGGUCCCAGAGAGACCCCUCCCUCAGGAAGUCCGGCGUGGGCAACGUGUUCAUCAAGAACCUCGACAAGUCCAUUGACAACAAAGCCCUGUACGACACAUUCUCUGCCUUUGGCAACAUCCUCUCGUGCAAGGUGGUGUGCGACGAAAACGGAUCCAAGGGCUACGCCUUUGUCCACUUUGAGACGCAGGACGCGGCCGACCGCGCCAUCGAGAAGAUGAACGGCAUGCUCCUCAAUGACCGCAAGGUAUUCGUGGGUCGCUUCAAGUCGCGCAAAGAGCGGGAGGCCGAACUUGGCGCCAAAGCCAAAGAGUUUACCAACGUCUACAUCAAGAACUUUGGGGACGAUAUGACUGACGAGCAGCUGAAGGAGCUUUUUGACAAAUAUGGUAAAACUCUCAGUGUGAAGGUGAUGACCGACCCCACGGGCAAAUCCAGAGGCUUUGGAUUCGUUAGUUACGAGAAGCACGAGGAUGCAAACAAGGCGGUGGAGGACAUGAACGGAACGGAGCUCAACGGAAAGACCGUUUUUGUCGGGCGGGCGCAGAAGAAGAUGGAGCGACAGGCGGAGCUGAAGAGGAAGUUUGAGCUGCUGAAGCAAGAAAGGAUCAGUCGUUAUCAGGGUGUAAACCUUUACAUUAAGAACCUGGACGACACGAUAGACGACGAGAAACUGCGUAAGGAGUUCUCCCCGUUUGGAUCCAUUACAAGUGCCAAGGUGAUGCUUGAAGAAGGCCGCUCUAAAGGCUUUGGCUUUGUCUGCUUCUCUUCGCCUGAAGAAGCCACCAAGGCUGUGACUGAGAUGAACGGCCGCAUCGUUGGCUCCAAACCUCUCUACGUGGCUCUCGCUCAGCGCAAGGAGGAGCGCAAGGCACAUCUCACCAACCAGUACAUGCAGCGGAUCGCUGGCAUGAGGGCCAUGCCGGCCAACGCCAUCAUCAAUCAGUUCCAGCCCACCAGCGGCUACUUCAUGCCCGCCGUGCCCCAGGCCCAGAAUAGGACGACAUACUAUGCACCCAAUCAGCUGGCACAAAUGCGACCUAACCCUCGGUGGCAGCAACAGGGUGGUCGAGGUCAAGGUGGUUUCCAGGGAAUGCCCAGCUCACUGCGUCAGCCAGGACCGCGUGCCAACCUGAGACACAUGAGUCCUGGUAGCAACACACAGGGUCCACGAGCUACAGGCCAGACCAUGGCUCCUCGCCCAUCGAUGGGAGUCCCGGGCCCUCGAGCCAUGCCUCCUUACAAAUACGCCACCGGCGUCCGUAACCCCAACCCCCAGGUAGUGCAGCCGAUUGCCUUACAGCAGACGCAGCCAGCGGUGCACGUUCAGGGUCAGGAGCCUCUCACUGCCUCCAUGCUUGCUGCUGCGCCGCCUCAGGAGCAGAAACAGAUGCUGGGAGAGCGUCUUUUCCCACUGAUUCAAGCGAUGCAUGCCAACCUGGCAGGGAAGAUCACUGGCAUGCUGCUGGAGAUCGACAACUCUGAACUGCUGCAUAUGCUGGAGUCUCAUGAAUCUCUGCGUUCAAAGGUGGAAGAAGCUGUGGCCGUGCUCCAGGCUCAUCAGGCAAAGAAGGACGCCACCCAAAAAGUGGGCGGCAUGGCUUCCACUCCUGCUGCGGCCACAUCUUGAAGACUGGACACAGAAAAACAAUCAGAGAUGGGAAGAGAAACAAACACUGACUCCAAACACCAGAGUCCUCUGAACAAAUAUGCAAAAAUGAAAAACCAAGGCAAAAAAAAGAGAAAGAAAAUGUAAUUUUGAAACAUACUUGAACCAUUUAAAAAAAAAAGAAAAGAAAUUACACUUCAUAGUUUUCUAGAUCUGUAAUACUUUUAAAUAAGAGCUUAUACCUAAAGAAAUAGUGCAAAUGAAUUCUUGAAUGCAGGACCUUUCAUUUAGUGGCUGAGGAAAGAAAUUCUGGAAGGAAAUUGAGCUGUUGUUCUUUUUCUUUCUCGAUGUUUGAUGAUUGAUUUGAAAUGAUUGACUCCUAUCAUGUUUUCAUGGGUCUGCAGUAUUGUCAAUAAAGUGAUGAUAUAUCAAGUUUA
Molecule: messenger RNA, 2627 nt
Organism: Solea senegalensis (Senegalese sole)
Lineage: Eukaryota; Metazoa; Chordata; Actinopteri; Pleuronectiformes; Soleidae
Gene: pabpc4
Product: poly(A) binding protein, cytoplasmic 4 (inducible form)
Exons: 15
Coding region: 328-2211 (627 amino acids)
Cellular component (GO): nucleus; ribonucleoprotein complex; cytoplasmic stress granule
Molecular function (GO): poly(A) binding; mRNA 3'-UTR binding; poly(U) RNA binding
Source: RefSeq, a predicted model, not a curated record